AAAGAAACCAGCCCGAGUCUCACGGUGAGAACCCUUGAUUUGUAGGUCACGAAGAGGAUGGAGAGGCACAUGCUCAGGGGACCACUGUACAGGGACUUUGAUUUGGAGAGGAGGAAUGCCAAGCAGGCUGAAGCCAGACUGGGCCAAAGACUUCAGAGACUGGAGGAUAUCCGCCUCUACCAUUUGAAAUUGCUAACCAGGGAGCAAAGGCAGCUCCAAAAAGAACUGCAGAGGCUGCAGCAAGCAGAUAUCAGGAAGAAAAAAGUCACCUCUUAUUUGGGGAGUGGAAUUGAGAAGAGACCAGAAGAUGUUUUCAUGUUCUCACCACAAGAAGGACAGAAGCAUAGAGUCUCACAUACUAAGAAAAUUAGAGCAUUAGCAACCAGCGUGACCAAAGAAAUAUAUAAAACUACAUUCCAGAUGCCUCCUUUACAUCACUCUGGGCCCAAAACCCCCACAAGGAGUAAAGAGCCGCAGCCCUGCCAAAAUACUGCCUUCUUCACGGAAGAGAAACCACAAGCCCAAGAGAAGGGUUCUGUGAAUCCACCUGACAACAUAGACUCCAAUGAGGGCAUCCCUAUCCCAUGUCAAGAUCAAGAGGUGUCUACCAACAGUACAGAACUAGGCCCUGGUUCCGGCCCCACUGGUGACAUAAUCCCACACACCGAUGUGAUCGAAUCAAAAGAUGUCACCCCAAAGCUGGAUGGGAAUGCUGGGAAACAAAUCCCCCUAAAUCCCAUGGACCAUGCCAGAAGCUUCUCAGGCAAGUUCACAAAGCCAACUUUCUUAGAGCUGUUUGCAAAGGCCAAAAACGCCCACUAUCUGCGGCACAGGGUCCCCCCUGAGUCUGAGAGGUUGCUCAGCAUUGGGGAGAUAUUUGGGCACAGCAAGUCCUCGUUGUCAAGGGCAGGAAGGGAGUGUGAGAACAUCGUGCCAACUUCAUCCUUUCCUCUCUAACCAUUUCACACAGCCUGAAAAUAACAUACCCCACUAUCACUAAGGAACUGUGCUCCUCAAGUAAUAAUAGUACACAAUUCAGCAGGGAAACAAAUGGAACUGUAGGCCAAUUUUAUUUUAAACACUCAAGAUUUUGUGAUGGUCUUUCCCUCUUUUAUAGGAAAAAAAAAUCUUUCUCUGAAUGAACAAUGCUAAUAUACAGCAAAUAGGGGAGGAACAAAUCUUUUGAAAAUACUUGAAGUGAUGCACUUGGGCUUCUAAUGCCAUUGAAAGUAUGAACGUACAUUGAUAACUGGGCUUUUCUGGAAAACAGUCAAGAGUCCUGCUUACAUUGCCUACUGUUUCUUAUGGCGUUACCUGCUAGUAAACCAUCAUAGCUCUUUAUGUUAGUGGUUUUUUUAAUUUUGCUUUUAUUUUAUUUUUUCUUUUUUUUAAAUUAAAUCAUAUAUACAUAGAUCAUGAAUACAUUUAUGCCUUUGUGGGAUUCAAUGUGUUGAUUAUUUGUACAAAUUGGAGUGCUUACAUCCUAUUUUAGUUUAAUAUACAGGGGUGGUAGGAAUAAGAACUCAAUUGUAAAUAUGAAUCAUAACAUGACCUAUAAAGAAAACCUGC
This is a messenger RNA of Nycticebus coucang (slow loris), 1569 nucleotides long. RefSeq names its product coiled-coil domain containing 190 (gene CCDC190). Lineage: Eukaryota; Metazoa; Chordata; Mammalia; Primates; Lorisidae. The transcript is spliced from 4 exons. The record is from RefSeq and is a predicted model, not a curated record. The coding region runs from base 58 to 957 and encodes 299 amino acids.